Molecule: messenger RNA, 1560 nt
Organism: Penicillium canescens
Lineage: Eukaryota; Fungi; Ascomycota; Eurotiomycetes; Eurotiales; Aspergillaceae
Exons: 2
Coding region: 1-1560 (519 amino acids)
Source: RefSeq, a predicted model, not a curated record
AUGCCCAAGAAACGACGUCUUCUUCGACGAGAAGUCACGUACUCAGAUGUGAAAGAUGAUGAAUUCAACAUGCUCCACCAACUUGAUUAUUAUGCCCAACAGGCUCAAUUUUUCGCUCACCUUCGCGACAAAAGUGAUUGGAUGAAGGCAGUCGUCGCCCACCAUCUCAACUUGAGUUCACCCGCUGCAUGCGAAGUUUCGGAUGUUGAAGAUUGGCUUCACGGUAGCUUCAAUGUUUGUGUACCGGUAACUAUUCACAACCGGCAAAACAAGCGAGUUCUUCUUCGAUUCCCUCUGCCUUACCGUGUAGGCGAGACCUUCAAUCCUGGUAACAGCGACGAGAAAAUCCGGUGCGAAGUGGGGACCUAUGCCUGGCUCCAAGAGAAUUGUUCGGAAAUACCAAUACCCCAGCUUUAUGGCUUUUCUUUGUCAUCCGGAGAAGUGUUUACUCUUCUCCGAUGUAUGCCUUUAUUCUCUCGCUAUCUCUGGCUCAUGCGCCGGAAAGUUUUAUCAUGGCUAGGGAAACCUGCCCCAUCAAAUUAUACCCGUCAUCAGUACAGCAACGCCAUGUCCAUUGGCGGGCUGGCCGAUAUGGGCUACAUUCUGGUUGAAUUUGUCGACGAAACACGAGGAGUAAUGCUCUCCAAUACGUGGAAGGAAGGGCGACAUGACCGGAAGCUACGAACAAACCUUUUCCGUGAUCUUUCUCGAAUUUUUCUGAGUCUCUCUCGAUCUCCGCUUCCCAGAAUUGGCUCGUUAACAAUCGACAACUACGGGUUUUUACAUCUUGCAAAUCGACCUCUUUCAGUUGAAAUACAGCAGCUGGAGAAUGAAGGGAUAUCCACCGAUAUAUCCCGUGAUUAUACCUACUCAACCGUUGACUCAUACGUGAUUGAUAUGUUGGGAGCUCAUGACAACCGAUUUCGCCAGCAACCAAAUGCUGUUAAUAAUCUCGGAGACUGUGCUUACCAGCUCUCUGUGUUAACUGCCAUGCGAACAGUUUUUCAGUCGAUUUUCAACCGGAGUUUUCGAAGAGGCCCAUUUGUUCUUUGUUUCACCGACCUCCAUCAAAGCAACAUCUUUGUCGAUGCACAAUGGCAUAUAAAAUGUCUCGUGGACCUUGAAUGGGCCUGCUCCCGGCCAAUCGAAAUGAUGAUGCCUCCCUUUUGGCUUACGGACAAAGGUGUGGAUGAGAUUGUUCCUGCGGAAUACGAUCUUAUCCGUCGACAAUUUAUGGAGGCUUUGGUCACUGAGGAGGAAUUGCCUCACCGCAAGAUGGAUGAUGGAUCUACACCGUUGCGUCUCUCGGAGAUUAUGAAUCGUACGUGGGAAUCGGGUGCAUUCUGGUACACAAUGGGGAUCUCAAGUCCCUCGGGGGUGUUCACUAUCUUCAGCAACCAUAUCAAGCCUUUAUUUUGUAAGAAUUACGAUGAAGAGUUUGGUGUGGUCAUGCCUUUCUUCUUCGAGAAGAACGUGGGAGGUAUCGCGGGUCGCAAGCUCGCGGACAAAGAGAAAUACGACAAAGACCUUCGGCACGCCUUUGAACACCGUACAGACUAA